Molecule: messenger RNA, 849 nt
Organism: Saccharomyces cerevisiae S288C
Lineage: Eukaryota; Fungi; Ascomycota; Saccharomycetes; Saccharomycetales; Saccharomycetaceae
Gene: YNG2
Product: histone acetyltransferase YNG2
Exons: 1
Coding region: 1-849 (282 amino acids)
Biological process (GO): chromatin remodeling
Cellular component (GO): NuA4 histone acetyltransferase complex; nucleus
Source: RefSeq, marked reviewed
AUGGAUCCAAGUUUAGUUUUAGAGCAAACGAUACAAGAUGUGUCCAACCUCCCAUCAGAAUUUCGUUACCUCUUAGAGGAGAUCGGUUCAAAUGAUUUGAAGCUCAUCGAAGAAAAAAAGAAAUACGAGCAAAAAGAAUCACAAAUACACAAAUUUAUAAGACAGCAAGGCUCAAUACCGAAACAUCCACAGGAAGAUGGGCUUGACAAAGAAAUAAAAGAAUCACUUUUGAAAUGUCAGUCUUUGCAAAGAGAAAAAUGCGUUCUGGCGAACACUGCCUUGUUUCUAAUUGCUAGACACUUGAAUAAGUUGGAAAAAAACAUCGCUUUAUUGGAGGAAGAUGGUGUUCUAGCCCCCGUGGAAGAAGAUGGAGACAUGGAUAGCGCUGCUGAAGCCUCUAGAGAAAGUUCAGUUGUGAGUAACAGUAGCGUGAAAAAGAGAAGAGCUGCAUCAAGCUCAGGAUCCGUUCCACCCACUUUGAAAAAGAAAAAAACUAGUCGAACAUCUAAACUGCAAAAUGAAAUUGACGUUUCUUCAAGAGAAAAGUCUGUUACUCCAGUGAGCCCAAGCAUUGAAAAGAAGAUUGCAAGAACAAAAGAAUUCAAAAACAGUAGAAAUGGUAAAGGCCAAAACGGUUCCCCUGAAAACGAGGAAGAGGACAAAACUUUAUACUGCUUCUGUCAAAGAGUUUCGUUUGGAGAAAUGGUUGCAUGUGAUGGACCCAACUGUAAAUAUGAAUGGUUUCAUUAUGAUUGUGUAAAUUUAAAAGAACCUCCGAAAGGAACAUGGUACUGUCCCGAAUGUAAAAUUGAGAUGGAAAAAAACAAACUGAAAAGAAAACGUAACUGA